GGACUUUGGCCAGACAUGAGAUGACUGUAGAAGAGGUUUCUCAAAACACUCACAGCCUGCAGACAGGAGAAACACUCAGCAUAGCGUACCACUUCAGGUGUCAGUAUGCCUCAUAAAGCUAGCUGUCUCCUCCUUCUUGUAAUCAUAUCCGGUCUUUCAAAUGUGCAGGGAGCCAACGUUAAGAAGCCGCUUUGCUAUAACUAUCAGGUGCCAGCCUGUCCCUUUAACUUUGACCCUGUUUGUGGAUCCGACGGAGUGACCUACGCCAAUGAGUGUGUGCUCUGUGAUACCAUCAGAGAAACUGGAAGGAAAAUACUAAUCAUCAAAAACAACCCUUGUUGAAGAUGCCGGAUUAGAGGAUUUAUCAGCAUAAUUCACCAGAAACAAUGGUUCAACUCUUAAAUAAAACAGAAUAAAAACAGA
Molecule: messenger RNA, 423 nt
Organism: Esox lucius (northern pike)
Lineage: Eukaryota; Metazoa; Chordata; Actinopteri; Esociformes; Esocidae
Product: serine protease inhibitor Kazal-type 2-like
Exons: 4
Coding region: 106-342 (78 amino acids)
Biological process (GO): spermatid development; negative regulation of serine-type endopeptidase activity
Molecular function (GO): protein binding; serine-type endopeptidase inhibitor activity
Source: RefSeq, a predicted model, not a curated record